Messenger RNA from Alosa alosa (allis shad), 2226 nucleotides. RefSeq names its product polymerase (DNA directed), delta 2, regulatory subunit (gene pold2). Gene Ontology annotation, cellular component: delta DNA polymerase complex. Gene Ontology annotation, molecular function: DNA binding. The coding region runs from base 152 to 1555 and encodes 467 amino acids. NCBI's taxonomy places the organism in Eukaryota, Metazoa, Chordata, Actinopteri, Clupeiformes, Clupeidae. The record is from RefSeq and is a predicted model, not a curated record. The transcript is spliced from 11 exons. Gene Ontology annotation, biological process: DNA replication; DNA strand elongation involved in DNA replication.
UGUCCUUUGACGUAGGAGUUCAAAGUUGAAGCAUUUCGCGGGAGAUAUCAAUAUUCCAGAAACAUUGCACCCUUGUGUUGGAAGUGCAUUUUGUGUUAAAGUACAUAUUCCAGCUUCUGUAACAGUCAAUCAGAAUAGCAAAGGUAUUGCCAUGUUCUCCGACAUUAUUGAUCAGAAGGAGUCUACAUUGCUCCAGCCGCCCGGUUCGGAACAGCCUGUAUUUCAGCGGGAGCAGCUGUCAUACAAAGGCUGCUCGGAGCGCUUCCGACUGGGUGAACGAAGCUUCAGUCGACAGUACGCGCACAUAUACGCCACUCGUCUCAUGCAGAUGAGAGACAUCCUUGUCAAAAGAGCCAAGCAAAAGUGGGGAGAGUCGGUGCCCAUGCGGAAGUUAUGUGAUCUGCCGAUGGGGGAGCAUUGUGUAAUUGUGGGUACCAUCUUCAAACACAUGGAACUUCAGCCAUCUAUCCUGAAGGAAAUCAGUGAGGAGCACAACCUGUUACCCCAGCCGCCCCGCACCAAAUACAUCAGCCAGUCAGACGAACUCAUCCUUGAGGAUGAGCUGCAGCGAAUCAAACUAGAGGGAAACAUUGACGUUGCCAAGUUUGUCACAGGCAGUGUGAUUGCCAUCUUGGGCGCAGAGAAGAAUGAUGGGAAGUUCACUGUUGAGGACUUCUGUACAGCAGAUUUGCCAGCUCAGACUCUCAGAAAGGUCCCAGAGGCCGAUCGGUUUGUUUUGCUUGUUUCUGGUCUUGGAUUGGGUGGCACCGGUGCCGACAGCAUGCUGGGACUACAGCUUCUGGUUGACAUGGUAACAGGACACUUGGGCGAUGAGGGAGAACAGAGUGGAGCGGCGUCCAUCUCCCAUGUUCUCUUGGCUGGGAACCUGCUGAGCCCAAGUACCCAGGACAAAGACUCCAACACCAAGGCCAAGUACCUGACUAAGAAAACACAGGCAGGCAGUGUGGAGGCCAUUAGACUGCUUGAUGAGCUGUUGGUUCAGCUAGUGGCCUCCGUACCUGUGGAUGUGAUGCCAGGCCAGUAUGACCCCACCAACUAUACAUUGCCACAGCAACCUCUGCACCGCUGUAUGUUCCCUCUGUCCACUCCCUACCCAACCCUGCAGCUGGUCAGCAACCCCUAUCAGGCCUGUGUGGAUGGUGUGCGGUUCUUGGGCACAUCAGGUCAGAAUGUGAGUGACAUCGUUAAGUACAGCAGCAUGGAAGACCACCUGGAGGUUUUGGAGACCACACUCCGUCUGCGCCACCUGGCCCCCACUGCUCCGGAUACACUCGGUUGUUAUCCCUUCUAUCAGAACGAUCCCUUCAUCCUGGAAGAGUGUCCGCAUGUUUACUUCAGCGGAAGCGCUCCCAGUUACCAGUCCAAGCAUAUUACAGGUCCUGAAGGGCAAGACGUCCUCCUGUUGGCCAUCCCAGAAUUCAGCAGCACACAGACAGCCUGCCUAGUCAACCUGCGCACUCUAGAGUGUGAGCCAAUCAGCUUUUCCUCCUUCUCUGAUGAAGAUGAAGAAUCUGAAAUGAAUAUUAGCCACUGAAGCCCUGCAGUUGUAUUUAUUGCCCAUGACAAGUGUCCGACUGGUAAAAAGGAUUUCAGUUUUAAUUACCAAAGUAUAUCUACAGUAUAUCAUUACACCAUGAUGUAUGGAUAUGGAAAAACAUGUUGAACACUCUUAGGAUGACUAAUUCUUUGGCUCAGUUUGUGUGAAAUUUGAUCAUUGGACAACUAGGCACAAGUCAUUGUAACGAUACUGGCCAUGAAGUUUCCCAGCCAUGGGUGUUAUUCAUGUUUUUAUUGUUUUUCAUGAGAGCAAUAAUUUCUGUAUUGGAAUCUGUCCAUGUAAAGUGUUUUAAUACUUUUUGUGGAUUAUAAUUCUGUUACACAGGUAAACGUCCACCUGUUAAAAAACAUAACAAGCAAGGACAAAGGUAUUGAUAAGAGAUCCUUUCAGGCAUUUAAAUCGCUGUAGAUCUUAGUGUGUUUGGAUGGAUUUCCCCACCCUUGCAUUUUGUGAGUCAAUUUCAUGGCAGAAGACAACAGCACUAUGUAAACAAGCCUUUAUUCGCUGGAAAAUAGUCAUUGACCUCAGCUACACAUUGAGAAAUGUUUCUGGAUUGUUCAGUGCACCCCCUUAGUGGAAGCUGGAGCAGUUGCCUUUGAGGGUGAGGAAUGUAUAAUGUAAAUAAAAACUCUUUUGUAUCGAAAUGA